CAUCAAUAGUUAGUGGGAAAGAAUGGAAAGGAAGCUCUAUGAUGCAGCAUCAAAAGGAGAUGUCACAACACUUGGUAUGCUACUUAAAGAAGAUCCAUAUCUUGUUCAUGGAGUCUCAUUUCCAUGUUCAAGAAAUCUUCUUCACAUAGCAUCAAUGCAUGGACAAGCAGCCAUUGUUGAACAAGUGUUGAAUCUUAAUCCGAGGCUAGCUUGGAUUCUAGACUCCCAAAAGUUGUCGCCUCUACACAUUGCAGCUGCGGAAGGGCAUGUUGAGAUAUGCCAAAAGUUGUCGUCAGUAGCCCCCGAGGCUUGCUGGUGGCGAGACUGCCAUGGUAUGAGCCCAGUUCAUAUUGCUGCCAUGAAAGGCCAUGUUGAGACCGUGGAACGUCUCAUUCAAGUGAGUCACUUGCCCGCUAUGGAGAGGGUGCACCGUAGAGAGACUGUGUUGCACUUGUGCGUGAAACACGGUCAAGUUAAGGUGUUGAAGGUUUUGGUGGAAAAGUUGGGUGACCUUGUUGAUGCAAUUGAUGAGGAUGGGGAGACAAUAAUGCAUAUGGCUGUGAGGUGCAAUCAACUUGAGACUAUAAAGUAUUUGGUGGAAAGCAACAAAAUAAAGAGGCUAACACGCAAUUCAAUGGGCAAAACGGAGCUACAAAUCUUGGCUGAGAGCCCCGGGGACACAUGUAGUACCUAUUCGGAAAUGAGAAGGAUGUUGUUACGGUUGUUGCCGCCAUCAAUCCACGAUAUCUUGCCCAAGAUGAGUGACGUGGCGAUGGUGGUGGUGGUCCUGAUAGCAACGAUGGCGUACCAGAACGCGGUCAACCCGCCUGGUGGGGUGUGGCAGGGUGACACGUCAUCACACAGGCCUGGUGAUGCCGUGAUCGCAUACACUCAUCCGCAUGUAUACAAAUAUUUGGUAUGUGCUAACACUGUAGCAUUCGGAUCAUCCCUCCUCGCGAUCAUACUGAUCGCGACUGGAGAGCCAUCCCGAAACAUUUGGCUCUUCAGGAUCUCCGUGACUGCUAUGUGUGUGUCGGUGGCAGCUAUCGCGGUGAGCUAUGGAGUAUCGACAGUGGUGAUCGCUCCCGAUACGAAAGAAAAAUCAGUUCGACGGAUUCUUUUUAUAGUACUAUAUGUUUGCGUUAUCAUGUAUCUCAUCAUAUUGUUCUCCUUUCUUCUUAGGAAAUUUUACUUUAACCGGAAUAGAAAAACUAGGCGCCAGCAACCUCUUAGAACCAAUCAUCAACCCAAACGCACCCUCAAUCGGAUUUUCCAACAGUUGGAUACCUUUGGAGACCAUUUCUGAAUUUCUUUUUCUCAACCAAAAAUUAUCAUUUGUUGAUUGUAAACUAGCUAAAGUAGUUGAUUUUUUUUUAAUGGCAAGACUGCAAUAAUAGUAUUGACUUUAUUAUGUUCA
Messenger RNA from Salvia hispanica, 1417 nucleotides. RefSeq lists its product as uncharacterized. NCBI's taxonomy places the organism in Eukaryota, Viridiplantae, Streptophyta, Magnoliopsida, Lamiales, Lamiaceae. Gene Ontology annotation, molecular function: protein binding. The record is from RefSeq and is a predicted model, not a curated record. Gene Ontology annotation, cellular component: plasma membrane.